AUGGGGCACGGACGACGCGGACGCGGACGAGACCGCGUCGACGUCUUCGUCGUCCUCGCGCUCGGUCUCGCGUCGACGUGGACGACGUGUGAGGGACAAACGAGAUGGCAGAAAGUACACUCGUGGGGGGAGAAUAGGAACGGUGAGAACGGACGAGGAGAGGUCGCGUUCAAAGGAUCGUGCGCGUCCGGGGAGAUCGUGGAAUUGGGGUGGGAUUUAGGAGAUUACAUCAAAGGCGUGGCGAGCGGGUUGAACCACGCCGUGGCGUACACCGAGGGCGGAGCGGCGUACGCGUGGGGUAGGAAUAGGUGCGGUGAACUGGGAACGGGGACGUUCGACUCGGUGACAACACCGGUGCGGAUCUUGAACGACGUCAACGUCGUGGACGUCGCAGUGGGGGCAGAACACACGCUCGCGCUCGCGAGCGACGGGCGUCUGUACGCGUUCGGGUGCAACGCCAGAGGGGCGCUCGGGAUCGGGAGCGGCGAUUUAGGUCGAUUCUCCACGCCGCAGGCGGUGACUUCGCCGGAGACGUUCGUCGCGAUCGCGGCUGCGGGGGCACACAGCGUGGGAUUGACCGCGGGUGGGGGCGUGUACACGUGGGGGGCGAACAACCAAGGACAGCUCGGUCACGGUGGAUGCAUUUUCCCGGGCGGUCCGGGGAACGAUCCGUGUCUAAAUGACUUGCACACGCCGACAAAGGUGCGGAUAACGAGCACGGGUGAGGUUUUGCCGCCUGUUAAAUUAAUAACGGCGGGGGGAGGUGAGGUCGCGGGCGAUGAACACGGUACAAAGGGCGGACACACCGUCGUCGUGACCACAUCGGACGUCGUCUUCGCGUGGGGAGAUAAUUCGGCGGGACAACUCGGUAUAAGGCAGGUGUACGCGAACGCAUCGGACGCGACGUACGGAAACAACACUCUUAGCUACACGCACAACAAGUACGACAGCACGACGGGAUUGUACUACAACCGUCACGAAUUACCGACGGCGAUCGAGCCGCACGCCAUCGUCGUCGCGGCGGGUACGGAGAUAGAAAUUAGCAAGCGGGGUCUCCCAGCCAUCAAGCAGAUCGCGGCGGGAAACGCGCAUACCGUCAUGCUCCUCGUGACGGGCGAAUUAUUUACUUGGGGAGACAACUAUUACGGCCAGCUCGGGCUCGGAUACGCCUCGCGUGAUAACACGCCGCAAAAGUUCUACAUCUCGCGGAAUUAUCGCGAGCCACAGAUGAUCGACGCGCCGAAACGGAUCACGAAAUUCGACUACGCGAGCAACGAGACGGAUCCGAUUACUUCACAAUUAAUUAACAUAACCGUCACGGGGAGAAUCAAGGAGGAGAACGACACGAUGUUUACGAAGAUAUCUGCGGGAGGUGACGUGUCUUUGGCGCUCACAGCGAACGAAAAAAUUUUCGUCUGGGGCAAUAACGCGGACGGGCAGCUCGGCACGUGCGGGUGCGGAUCAUGCGCCCUGUACGGUGCAGCAGAUGUUCAAAAGGCGUGCACGAAAGAAACUGUAAAUAGCUCAUGUCCUUGCAGUUGCGGCGGUCUGGGAACAUGUGUGUACGAGGCAGCGUCUGCCUCAAACAACUUCAAGGCGAAAAACGAAGGCAAGUGUGUCGAUUUCGAUGGUACGCCCGCGUGCGAUUGCUCAUCGAAUGCAGUCGAACGGACGUACUUGAAUGACCAAGGGAAAGAAGAGAUACGGUACGGGGUGCAAGGGACGAUUGAACUCAUGGACGAACCCAUAUUGUCGAGCUUACUGUUUGAGAAGUCGUUCACAAAGGUGAAGUACGCAAGCGCGGGCGGCGGCUCAAUUUACGCCGUCACGGAGUCUGUGUGCAAGGAUGACGUGAAUGGUGUCGUGUGCUCCGGGCGGGGUAAAUGUUUGCCCGACGGUUCGUGUCAAUGCGAUGAGGGCGCGGGUGGUGUGACGUGCGAAAACGUAUGUCCCAAAGCCACUCAGGACGACGCGGACGCGCUCAGAAACAACGGCCUCGAAGAGGACGUCACCAACGCGGUCUGCUCCAACCACGGCACUUGCAACGCCGUCACCGCCGCGUGCGAAUGCGACGAGCAAUUCUUCGGCCCGAAGUGCUCGUACAUAUGUGCUCGGAAUAGUAACGGCGACGUGUGCUCUGGAAACGGAACGUGCGUCUUCGACGCAGCCGUCUCGCAGUAUCCGUACUGCGAGUGCGAUCGAUUCCAGGACCAAGGCGCGUGUCAGGCGAGAGGUUUACAAAUGUACCCCGAGGGCUGGUGUUCGUUUCACGGCGGUGAAGAAUUCGGCGGGUUCGCCAGUUGCUACGCCACCGGCGCGUGCGGAAACUGCGACUCGCCCGCCGGCGCGGUCUCCGUCGUCCUCUCCCUCCUCAUCGUCUUCGUCGUCACCGCGCUCGCCACUUCGCCUUGA
Molecule: messenger RNA, 2412 nt
Organism: Ostreococcus tauri
Lineage: Eukaryota; Viridiplantae; Chlorophyta; Mamiellophyceae; Mamiellales; Bathycoccaceae
Product: EGF-like, conserved site
Exons: 11
Coding region: 1-2412 (803 amino acids)
Source: RefSeq, a predicted model, not a curated record